AUGACACCCAACUUCGACUUCCUUGGCGAUUGCGAAUGCGACCUGACCAUUGACUCGAGCGAGGCUUACGAAAAGCCUUACGAGGAGCCCUCCAGCGCUACUGAAACCUCAAAAAUUACUUUCAAGGUGAAGAAAUGGGACGCCGUGGCCUUGUGGGCCUGGGACUUGGUAACGGACAACUGCUCCAUUUGCCGCAAUCAGAUUCUAGGGCUGUGCAUCGAGUGCCAGGCAUUGGAGUCUCAGGAAUCCAAACAAGAGUGCCCAGUGGCCUGGGGAAGCUGCAACCAUGCCUUCCAUUUCCACUGCAUCUCAGGUUGGCUAAAGUCUCGAACGGCAUGCCCCCUGGACAACAAAGUGUGGAAGUAUGAAAAUAUUGGACAGGCCUUAAAGGAUAAGGGAACACAAUAUCCACCGACGUAGGCCAUAAAUCAAUGCAUAUAACGAAUGCUUAGAAACAACGCAUGGAAUGAAAGGCAUUUUGAACUAGAAUAAAUGACGGAAUAAAAAACGAUGUUAUAGUUGGCUUUUUCCAUUUACUCUUA
Molecule: messenger RNA, 542 nt
Organism: Drosophila serrata
Lineage: Eukaryota; Metazoa; Arthropoda; Insecta; Diptera; Drosophilidae
Product: RING-box protein 1-like
Molecular function (GO): zinc ion binding
Source: RefSeq, a predicted model, not a curated record